Messenger RNA from Papilio machaon (common yellow swallowtail), 789 nucleotides. RefSeq lists its product as uncharacterized. The coding region runs from base 232 to 744 and encodes 170 amino acids. NCBI's taxonomy places the organism in Eukaryota, Metazoa, Arthropoda, Insecta, Lepidoptera, Papilionidae. The record is from RefSeq and is a predicted model, not a curated record. The transcript is spliced from 4 exons.
UUAAUUUAUUACAUUUGGAAACUGAAAUAAUCGUUAUAGCACUAAUAUGUGAUUACGAAGGUUCAAUAAACAGAUUCACGCUCAAGUUUAGUUUGUGAGGUCAUAAUGUUGACUGCGUUGAUAUCAACGAACACUAAUAAAAUAAACAAAAUAUAAUGCAUAAAUAUACUGAUUAAAUGCCACAGAGUUGCAGUGAUUUGAACAAAUACCUUGUGUUUUUACUAAAGCAUAAUGCAUGUAAAAGUACCUAAAGUAGAAAAGUGUUGCUUUUGUAUUCCCUUACGCGGGGGGAUUAUUAUAUUUGGAUAUAUUAAUAUAAUAUUGUCGAUAUGCGCUGUGGCGUGUCUCGUUAUCACGACCGAGCUGCAGCGGCUGUCGGUGACAAACGAUGCAUCGCUCGAAGUCGUCACCUCCACCGUAUUGUUCAGUAUACUAGGUAUGGGCGUCAUACUGAACAUACUGCUACUUGUCGCUGGAUAUCAGAGAGACUUGUUAAUGUUACGGCUGUAUAAUUACUAUGCUGUGGCAACAACUCUGGCUGCUCUGGUGCCCAUAUUCGUGCUGCUUUCCCGGGGAAUGCUUUUUGAGGUGUUCACAGCGCUGUUUGCAUUAUUAAUGCAGUGCUACGUAAUCGUGCUGGUGCGCAGUGAGGUGCUGAAGCUUGAACACGAGGUGAUGGCGCACGAGGAGCACGCAGAGAACCAGCUUACAGUUGUAGUGCCUGAUAGUGUCACUUUGCUAUGAACAAGGAAUGUUACGUUUGAAGAUAUAAAUGUUUCUGUUUUUUUA